AUGACGCUGCUGCACUGGCCCCUCUGCGUCAGCGCCCUGGCGUGCUGGCUGGCGCGGGGCUCCGGCGCGCUGGUGCUGCCCAACACCACGGCGCUGCUCCUGCGGCCGCCCCGCGCCACCGCCCCCGGCCUCCCGCUGGGCAUCGGGCUGCCCCGCGGCCGGCGCCGCCGCUACAUCUCCCCCCGCCAUUGGGCCAGCGCCCACAAGAUUGCACAGACCCAAAAGCUGGGACAUGGGGGCAACUGGAUGGGAGAAGCGCCCUACAAGGUGGGCAGGCCAUGCUCCGCCUGCCCGCCCAGCUACGGCGGUGUCUGCAGCAACAACAUGUGCUUCACGGGACUCAAAUCCAACCAAGUGAGCUGGUUCUAG
Tinamus guttatus (white-throated tinamou) is the source of this 369-nucleotide messenger RNA. The record is from RefSeq and is a predicted model, not a curated record. NCBI's taxonomy places the organism in Eukaryota, Metazoa, Chordata, Aves, Tinamiformes, Tinamidae.